Molecule: messenger RNA, 1844 nt
Organism: Leptinotarsa decemlineata (Colorado potato beetle)
Lineage: Eukaryota; Metazoa; Arthropoda; Insecta; Coleoptera; Chrysomelidae
Gene: Zasp66
Product: PDZ_signaling and DUF4749 domain-containing protein Zasp66
Biological process (GO): actin cytoskeleton organization; muscle structure development
Cellular component (GO): Z disc; stress fiber; filamentous actin
Molecular function (GO): muscle alpha-actinin binding; actin binding
Source: RefSeq, a predicted model, not a curated record
AAGUGGCAACUCAUAACUAACAACUAUCCUAGAUUCGUCCUGACUUUGCCCAGAUAAUAAUGGUGUCAGUUAUUCGAAACCUGUUGAUUUCCAUUUCGUUUGCUCGAAAAAUAUAACCGGAUUCCAACAAAUCGAAGUUUGUCGCUACAUUUCACAUUCUAAAUAUAUUUUCCUUCUGGCGGUUAUUUUUAAAUUUUAAUCACAACAGAGCCGACAUCGUAAAAUAGUAGUGUUUAUGCUGUUCGUUGAUCAGGUUUAGUGAAAAAUCUUACUCCCCAUGGGAAAAACACAUGAAGUUGUUUUGAUACUGCAAAGAAGUUCCCCUAAUGAACAGUGGGGUUUCAGUUUAGUUGGAGGGGCGGAUGUCAAAACACCGUUAAUCGUUACAAGAGUCGGAUUCGGAUCCCCCGUGGAGGGAGUCCUUCACAGGGGUGACAUCAUCACGAAGGUGGGAAACUAUGAUUCCAGAGACAUCCGCCAUCAAGAUGCACAAAACCUAUUCAAAAAUGCCGGGAGCAACAUUCGAGUUGUAGUUCAAAGGGAAAAUGCUCCUCGCCAAGCUACUAGCACCGGCUCAUCCAGAACUAGCUCUCACAACUACAGUCCGCUUUCAGUCUCACCCCAUCUCUCCCCAAAAGGAUACACCCCUCCAGGGUAUAGCCCUGGAGCGCCUGCUCUAACCCCCUAUUACUCAUCGCCUCUAACCCCAAUCGACAAUAAUUACUUCGACCCGUACGAAUAUGACCCAACCAGAAAGGAAGAUGGUGAAGAGGAUAUUCAUCUUACUAAACAGCCCUACCGUACGACCCCGCUAGUCCUUCCAGGUGCCAAAGUUAAACGUGAACCAGGACCAAUACAAAGUUAUCUCCGACACCACCCAAAUCCUUCGGUUAGAGCACCUCCACAUGUGUUAGAUUCCGACCUCCUUAUCAAACAAAAGGUCGCUUCCUCGGUCUUAGACAGAAUUUCAACUGGUGAUCCAAACAAACAGCUAGUUCAUAAGCAGUUCAAUUCGCCGAUCAACUUGUAUAGCGAACCAAAUGUUGUAGAUACCAUCCAGAAACAAACUGGGCUGAAGCCCCAAAUGCGCAGACAGGUCAAAUUCAAUCCGGCAGAAAGUGAGACUUACAAAGCUCUUCAGGAAGAAUCUCUAGGAGACCAUGUGCAAGAAGUAACUGUCCCACCUCAAAGUAAAAUUUAUGCCCCGAAUAAAACUAUCCCGAGCAAGAAACCAGCCUUGGUAGUUAACCAAAACCCCCAAUAUACCAAUUCGAUAACAGGUGGAGAUCCUGAUGUGAUUCAACAAAGUGGAUCGUUCAAAAGGUUGAUGUGGAGUGUUCUUCCAGGAAGUAACUUCUGAUAAAUAUGUAUUCCGAAAACCGACGAAUAUUUCAAAAAUAUUCCAAGAUAAUAAUUAUAUCGAUUACCUUUCAAAUUGAUCAACCGUAAUGAUGACAUGCAAACACGUAAAGCCAUCUGUCGAUUUACUCACACGGAUGAAUUUGAUAGGUAUCAAAUGGGUUCAUUAAAUCUAGCUUGUAAAUCACGAUUCUCUUUGCUGAUGAAAAAUCACAUUAUUUGUGUAUGCAAGUGAUAUUUGAUUUUCGUCGUUGUUGGGAAAUUUUUGAGUUGUUAUUAUUUUAAUUUGAUGAAUUCAAAAAACGAGUGUAAUCUAGUCAAAUAAUGGAAUAAAAAUAAGUAAUAUUUUUAUAGGUUAAGUUGAACACUUUUCGAAUUGUUAUGCUUAUUAUAACGAAUUUUAUUGUAAUGUUGAACGUGGAAUGUUGAAUUAUUUAUCGUACCAAUAUGUUUAUAUUCAAAUAAAAAUAUAUUUAUUUUAUGGA